Molecule: messenger RNA, 684 nt
Organism: Penicillium atrosanguineum
Lineage: Eukaryota; Fungi; Ascomycota; Eurotiomycetes; Eurotiales; Aspergillaceae
Gene: fmaE
Product: monooxygenase fmaE
Exons: 4
Coding region: 1-684 (227 amino acids)
Source: RefSeq, a predicted model, not a curated record
AUGUUGUCAUACCUCUUUGCCAAGACUGUUCUUGCGACACUUGGCCUUAUCAAAAAUCCUCAAAUUGCUGGUGUUAUUAACGGCAAAUUCACCGCAUUACUCCCCGACCGAAAUGGGGUGUUCUCAGGAAAGGGUGCUGAUCAAGAUGUCACAUUAAUCCUACUGGCCGCGCGUUCAAACCAUCCGAUGGGGAUAUUCGGCCCCGGUUUCAAAAUGUUGGGAGACUAUAUGAAUCAAAUGCAAGCUGAGCUUGCAAAAAAUGCAACACAGUACAACUAUCUCGGUACAACCUCCUGGUUGGGAUCUGGCGAGCGCCCAACAGCGAACCAACUGAUGUUUGCGACCUACUUUCGAACACUAGAGGACGUACACGCAUAUGCACAUAGUCCGCUUCACCUUAAGGCAUGGGAGUGGUGGAACAAAAUUACAAAAUCACACCCACACCUCAGCAUCAUGCAUGAAGUCUACCAAGCACCGAAAAAUCACUGGGAAAAUAUAUAUAUCAACAAUCACCUUACAGGUAUUGUAGCUGCUACCCAAAGUAUUUUCAGGCCAAGGGCCGGAAGCGACAACGUCCAAAAUACGUGGAUUCGCCCUAUUUUUGACGCCAGUACGGGUAGACUCAAGACGCACAAGGGCAGGAUUGAAGAGACUGAAGGUAAUGAUAACGAGAGGAUCUUCUAA